Pseudocercospora fijiensis CIRAD86 is the source of this 510-nucleotide messenger RNA. RefSeq lists its product as uncharacterized. NCBI's taxonomy places the organism in Eukaryota, Fungi, Ascomycota, Dothideomycetes, Mycosphaerellales, Mycosphaerellaceae. The transcript has 6 exons. The record is from RefSeq and is a predicted model, not a curated record. Bases 1 to 510 code for a protein of 169 amino acids.
AUGACCAAAGUCGGCCGCAUUGUGCAGGCAGAUCGUGUAAUCGUCUCAACAAUGAGCUUCGUCGCUUACGAGGCUGAGCUGGCACAGUCGUGGUUCGUGCCUCAUGCUCGGGCCUUAAUUGGUGACGACAUUCCGGGUUCAGACACCAGUGUAGAUUGGGCUUCGCAAACGUUAUUUUCGUGUGCGCAUUGCUCGAUGGGCUGGCGCGGGAAAAAUGCCGCGCCGGAUUUGACCUGCCAACAGGAGAUGCAAUACCUGGUCGUGGCCAUCCAACUCAAAGUGCCGUACUACGCCUUCUGGAAGCUUGUCUCUCGCCAGCUCCUCCGGCCAAUCCGGCGUUCCGUGUGCCCGCAUGAGCGCCUCUACGGCUUCCUCGAACGCGUCGUGCGACAUCAGAAAAUCUGCAGUCUCCUUAGACCUGCCGAUCGCCACUACCUCUGGCAAAUGCCCUCGAUAGUUCUGCCCAAUGUGAUUCUCAACGGCUCAUGGGCUGAAGCCGGGCCGCUCUGA